CAAUCUAGGCUUUAAAAAACGUCUUUAUUGGAUCACGUAAUAGACACGCACGAGUCCAGCAGCAGCUCAGCUGUCAGAGAGCUGAAGCUGUUCAACAAGCCCGGAAUAACGCGGAACACACAUUAAACUCCAUAUUUCAUUUCAUUUAUCACAUCUCCUGUUAUGGAGCAAGUGAAGCAGGAGGCCUUUGAUAACGCCAGGCUGCAGGUGAUCAAAGAUGGGUACGAGAAGGCAUUCGCAUGCAUCAAUAAAGCUCUCACAGAGGAUGAGGCGGGCCACAGUGCAGAGGCGCUAAAACUGUACCGACAAGGGCGGCAGCACCUCCUCAGGGCUCUCAGUGUUCCCUCACAGGGUAUGGAGUGUGUGGGUUCCUCCUGGGAAUCAGCUAGACAGAUGCAGCGCAAGAUGCAGGAGACUCUCAACAACAUCACCACUCGCUUAGCCAUGCUGGAAACCAGCCCAGACCUCAACGAAGUCUCGGAUAGCAGCGCAGCCCCUCAGAAACUCUACCCUGAAGUCCCGAAGGUCAAGCCGGAGAGGCUGACUCCACCACAGACGCUCGCUUCCAACGGCGGGGUUGCAGGGGCUUCGGGUGGGCCAGUUCCGGUCUCUCCCUCAGUGCAGCCCAAUAUGUUAAGCGACCAGCCUCCUGCAUACACCCCUCGAGCCACUGACGGACACCUGACCAUUUCCUACGGCACUGACUCGGGCGAACUCUCCCUGGUUGGCGAUGAGUUCUACAGCAAUACGUCUAAUUCUGCACCUUCUCCUCCGUGUCUGGGGGAGGAUGGAGAGGAACUCUUUUUCCUUCCUCAAGGGGUGCAGAUCUUCUUCGUUACACCUGAGGGGCAAGUCAGUGCUCCCUCUUAUCCAGGGUACCUGCGCAUCGUAAAGUUCACCAGUGAGCAAUCAGAAAGGAUUCCAAACAGGCCACCUGCCUUCCUACAGGUUUGUGACUGGCUUUACCCAUUGAUGGCCUCUGACUCCCCAGUCCUGCUGUGCAACACGGGAGUCUACAUGUUCCCUGACAUGAUGGCUCCCACCCCGGGCUCGUAUGUUGGGGUGGUCCUUUCUUCCGAGCUUCCCCAGAAGGAACGCGAACUCUUCCAGAGUGUUCUUUCUCAGCUGACUGACCUGCGUGUCCAGGUGAGCUGUCCCUGUGUCCCCUCAGGUCCCACCUCAGAAACACAGGGGUCAGCUGUGGCUUCAGAGCAGAUUUCAGGUGUAUUUGAGAGUUUAAAAGAUUUAUUUAAGGCAUCAGAUGGCGCAACCGAUACCAUUAACCUGGGUCAGAAGGUGCCGAUGGGGCCUCCUGCAGCUGAAGCAGCAACCCCUGCUGCUGAGGAGGAGAAUGUACUUCCUGAAUGGAGCGAGAAGGUAUCUCAAGGGAUCCUGACUGGGGCUUCGUGGCUGAGCUGGGGAUUGGUGAAGGGGGCGGAGUAUACAGGGAAAGCCAUACAUAAAGGUGCAUCCAAACUACGAGAGCACAUCACACCAGAGGACAAACCAGCCCAAGUCAGCCCCACAGUAACCAAAAGCCUCCAUGUGGCCAAACAGGCCACAGGAGGAGCAGUGAAGGUCAGCCAGUUCCUUGUGGAUGGACUGUGCACAGUCGCUGCACAUGUUGGCCGAGAGUUGGCACCCCAUGUAAAGAAACAUGGAGGGAAGCUUAUCCCAGAGUCUCUGAAGAAAGACAAGGAUGGACGCUCCAAUAUUGAUGGUGCCAUGGUGGUUGCAGCAAGUGGAUUUCAAGGAUUUGCAACAAUGUGGACGGGGUUGGAGGUUGCAGCAAAGAACAUUGCAAAGAGUGUUGCUGCAGAAACGGUUACCACGGUAAAACAUAAGUAUGGGGCGGAAGCGGGCCAGGCCACAGAUCAUGCUGUCAACUCGGCCAUCAAUGUGGGCGUCACUGCGUUCAAUAUCGACAACCUGGGGAUCAAGGCAAUGGUCAAGAAGACUGGCAAAGAGACUGCCCAUGCCAUCCUGGCUGACUAUAAAGUCCAAGAGCCGAGCACUCAAGUUGAGAAACAUAAAGACCAAAAGUAGAGUUUAGAUUCAGACCUCUCGUUUCAGGUGUCCAUUUUUAAGAGCAAACCAAAUGACCGAAGAAGUGGGUGGAUCCUUGUCCGUUUUUUCAAUGAAUGCUGUUAUUUGAUUAUGUGACCAACACUGAACUCCAAAGACUUUCCUACAGUAAACACAGUUAGUCGUGCUGUCAUGUUUACUAUUUUCACUGUGUCACGGGGGAAAUGCUAAAUGCACUUUUAAAAUUCCCUUUACAAGCUGACUGACAGCCUGCCGGACAGUAUUCCUGAUCUUGCCUUACACUUCACCAGCAAUUUACUCAACUAAACAUAUCACCAAUGAUUUUACUCAUAUUAAAUCUUCAAUAGUUUUGCAUGGCUUGUCUUUUAAAUGGACCCUUAAAACAAAGUACAAGCCAAAGGUGGACUUUACGGAUUUCCCACAGAGCCUUAACAAAUAUAAUCUUCUUGUAUUUAAAAAUAGUUCUAUAUCUAAA
Sinocyclocheilus rhinocerous is the source of this 2521-nucleotide messenger RNA. Its product is annotated as spartin-like. Gene Ontology annotation, cellular component: plasma membrane. The record is from RefSeq and is a predicted model, not a curated record. NCBI's taxonomy places the organism in Eukaryota, Metazoa, Chordata, Actinopteri, Cypriniformes, Cyprinidae. The transcript has 9 exons. Gene Ontology annotation, biological process: cell division; negative regulation of BMP signaling pathway. The coding region runs from base 163 to 2046 and encodes 627 amino acids.